CCGUAAACUCUCCGCCAAUCAGCGAGCUGGAUGGCACAAAAGGAGCCAGGUGCGCAGAAGACCUGCGCAAACGCGGUUUCCCGAUGGCGACCCCUAACCGGAGAAGUUUUCCCACCACCACAACUUUGAGCAGCUCUCCUUCAAGAAACAUGCCAAGAAACGACGACCUAACACCCCUGGGCGAGUUAUGAGUCUUCUAGGAGACGUGAGACGGACGCUGGUAGCCGGAAUCCGACUGUAACACGACUUACAAGAUCCAUUAUCGAGGAACCUAGCUUCUCCGCCCCGAUGAGCCAGAAAGCGCGGGUGAGCAGUGCCGACCGCCAGGUGAACCACACGCGGGUGGAAGAUGAGAGUUCCAUACAGGAGCACUAUGACUUCGGCCCCAAGCUGGGACAGGGCAGCUUCGGCAUCGUGUUUGAGGCAGUUCACAAGGAAACAGGCGUCAGAUGGGCCAUCAAGAAGGUCAACAAGGAAAAGGCGGGUAGCUCUGCAGUGAAGCUCCUGGAGAGAGAGGUGGCCAUCUUGAAAAAGGUGAACCACCCGAAUCUCAUCCACCUGGAGGAGGUCUUUGAGACACCCAGGAAAAUGUACCUAGUUCUGGAGCUGUGUGAGUCGGGGGAACUGAAGGAUUACUUUGACAAGAAGGGGUCCUUCUCUGAAGAGGAGACAAAACACAUUAUCAAGAACCUGGCCAGUGCAAUAGCUUAUCUCCACAAAAACGAUACCGUCCAUCGUGAUUUGAAGUUAGAGAACAUUCUAGUUAGACCAGAUGAAUCCAGUAAGGAGGAAAGUGAAGAAAGGGCGGAGCAAGACCUCCUCAAUGUCAAGAUCUCGGACUUUGGGUUGUCUAUAGUUAAGGGGAGAUCGGGUAGUGAUUCCAUGAUGCAGGAUGUCUGCGGUACUCCCAUCUAUAUGGCUCCAGAGGUGUUGAAUAAUCACGAUUACAGUCAACAGUGUGACGUGUGGAGCAUAGGAGUCAUCAUGUACAUGCUGUUGGCUGGCCAUCCACCAUUCUUCGCGAAAGAAGAGGAGAAACUCUACGACUUAAUAAAGAAAGGAGAGUUGGACUUCUCUGAACCUGUCUGGGAAGAUAUUUCUGAAGAUGCUAAGAGCAUCCUGAGCAGUAUGUUGCGUGUGGACCCUGCUCACAGACUAACGGCUAGUCAGAUCCUGGACCAUCCAUGGGUUACCGGGCUUGAUGGGAACUCCACCCAGCCUACAAACGUGUUAGAACUGAUGAAACAGUGGGGGAAGGAGUUGAGAGAUGAGGAGUUUUCAGAGGAGGGUGAGGACAACAACAAUCAGACUGAAGAAGACCUCCAGGAGAACGGUCUGGAAGAGGACGAGAACCAGGGACCAGAGGACAAGGAAAAGUCAAAGAGUUUGACGUCCCUCACUGGGCAUGUGCAGCGCCGAUCGUCAGCAGACACUGCUGAACAACUGCACGAAGCAGAGAUGCAUCGAAUUCGAAAGGCCGCGGGUGCAGGUAGAAGAGCCUCCAUGCCGGCGCCGUACCUGUCACAACAUAAUCCUACCAACAGGAAAGUCAGCGCUGCACCCAAAUUCUCCUCGCAUAAACCGAUGAAAACAAAAGUGGACUCUCCAGAAAUUGUCAAGUCUCAUCGACGUAAAACGGGCAAGAACAAACACCCGAGAAGUGUACAGAUCACAGAGGGGUCAACACCAGUGUCACCAAUGAAGGAAAAGAGAAAUAGCGUUUCGCUAGGCACCUCCAUCAGCAGACAAGCCAAGCCGUCGCCUCUCAACUCACCCCACACAACAGCCAAGAGCUACAAGCCCUCCACCCCUGGGCAGUUGCCAAAAUCCUCCUCACCUGGGGGCAAACCAACCAAUGGGAAAGUAAAGAAAAAGCCAAGUACAUAGUAAAAGGUGAAAGGUCGAAGGUUAAAGGCCAUAUGUAAGAUGUAUAGGAGAUUUUAUGCAUGCAAAGCUUUGCUUUAUUCUGUAAAAGAAAUUGAAGAUGCUGCAAAGUUGUGUGUUUUUUUUUUAUUAGACUGGAAGUUUUAUUAUUUGAGUUGCAAAAAAAGCUUCUUGUGAAUUCUGGGGGGAAAGAUAU
Messenger RNA from Branchiostoma belcheri (Belcher's lancelet), 2080 nucleotides. RefSeq names its product serine/threonine-protein kinase 33-like. Gene Ontology annotation, biological process: protein phosphorylation. The transcript is spliced from 16 exons. The record is from RefSeq and is a predicted model, not a curated record. NCBI's taxonomy places the organism in Eukaryota, Metazoa, Chordata, Leptocardii, Amphioxiformes, Branchiostomatidae. Gene Ontology annotation, molecular function: ATP binding; protein kinase activity. The coding region runs from base 289 to 1887 and encodes 532 amino acids.